GCGUUUGCUGUCAUAAUUAUUAGUCAAACACAAACAAUGAAUUUCAUAAUUUUCCCAUCAAUACGGUCCAACAGCUCCAACGCUUUGGAGCUCAACGUUUGGAGCGAGGUUCGUAAACUUCGAAAGCGUUCAAACAUCCGCUCUUCCCGCACGCGCCGCUCGGGAAGAAUGCCCAACUCUUGGCCGGAGGAUGAGCUGGAUACCACGACAUGGCCUGGGGCUCUGGGCUACUCCCAAAGGGGAGGGGAGGGGCGGCACUCUGUGGAAAUGAAGCCGUCGCGCAUAAAGUGUGAAAUUGCUGGCAAUUCGCAGAGACGCUCCAUUCUCGGCGUUUCUCAGUCUUUGGAGGCUGUUUAGAGCCUGGACUAAUGGGAGAUGCCAGUGCACUCAGAGAAAAAGCUGCAACUCAGCUCGUUGCAUAAUUAUUACAGACCAUAAGCCCUUUUGUACUUUGAAAGUAAGUGAAUGCAUCCGGGAAAUAUAUACUCUCGAAUCUGGUGAUAGUAUCAUUCAAAA
This is a messenger RNA of Drosophila yakuba, 516 nucleotides long. RefSeq lists its product as uncharacterized. The record is from RefSeq and is a predicted model, not a curated record. Lineage: Eukaryota; Metazoa; Arthropoda; Insecta; Diptera; Drosophilidae.